Emericellopsis atlantica is the source of this 1629-nucleotide messenger RNA. RefSeq lists its product as uncharacterized. Gene Ontology annotation, cellular component: cytosol; nucleus. The record is from RefSeq and is a predicted model, not a curated record. Bases 364 to 1473 code for a protein of 369 amino acids. Gene Ontology annotation, biological process: endoplasmic reticulum unfolded protein response; protein deubiquitination. Gene Ontology annotation, molecular function: cysteine-type deubiquitinase activity. The transcript has 3 exons. NCBI's taxonomy places the organism in Eukaryota, Fungi, Ascomycota, Sordariomycetes, Hypocreales, Bionectriaceae.
CGGAGUCCCUCAGGUGCUCAAAUUCCUCUAUUGGUUGGGACAUUGCAAUAUGGAUUGCUAAUUCAGAUAUCCGCUUUCCUCAAUUCAGUAUGAUGUCAGAUGUUCCAUUAGGUGAUUGAGAAAGGGCCAGGUGGCUCGAGGCUUAUAGCCGCCACCUUCAAUCUCUCCUGAGCAAUCGUGUUCGUCACCCCCGCUGUCUACCUUGCCUGCAAACGACUUGCGGCAACUUCAGAGAUCAGAGCAAACCUAUUUCUCAGGAAGCCAAGAACCUGGAACACACAUUGUUGGGAUCGCCAGCCUUGCGAUUUUUCACGCUCCAAAACCAGUGCAUUUCACACCUUAUCGCAUCGUGCACCCCUCGAUAUGAAAGCCAGGUACAAAGGCCCAGCAGGGACUGGCAUCAUUACCCUUCCAGACGAUGCCACAGUAAAGGCGGUUCUCGAAGAGCUCAAAGCUAAGACGGGCAUCGAAUACUUCACUGUGAAAUUUGGGCCGCCGAUGGCCAUGCAAAAUUUGGAUAUCAGUGCCAGCGAUACACUUGCCAAAUCCAUGGGCCUGAACGGCGAGACGUUGACCAUUGUGCCUCGGGAGCCCCGAUCAAUAUCUCCCGUUAGGCCGGCUACUGAAGGAAAGCACCCGAGCAGUCGUCAGGAAAAGGCAUCUGGCCGCACUGCACAAUCACCAGAGGACGUGACGGUACCUUGGCCUGAGAGAGAAGGCACCGUAUUACUGCGGAUCAUGCCUAGCGACAAUAGUUGCCUAUUCACAGCCUUUGGUGGCGCAUUGCCCACACAGAUCCCAGCGCCCAGGUUGAGGAGGAUGAUGGCCGAUUUCAUCGCUGAACACCCCGGGGAGUAUACCGAGGCUGUGUUGGGAAGCUCUCCAGCUCAAUACAGUCGUAGUAUACAAGACCCUGAUCGUUGGGGCGGUGGUAUCGAGCUCAGUAUUCUCUCGUCAAUAUUUGAUAUCGAGAUUUGCACCUUUGAUGUCCAGGCGCAAAAUUUGAUCAAGUUCGGAGAGAACAAAAGAGACCGAUGUAUACUGGUGUACUCUGGCAUUCACUAUGAUCGAGUAGCAUUUGCGCUGUCUGAACCACCAUACGAACAGACAGACCUGCCGCCAGAGAUGGACUGCACGCGUUGGCCCACUGAUGAUAACGAGAUCCUAUCAAAGACACACGACCUUGUGAACAAACUCCACAAUGCCCACUACUAUACGGACACAGAAGGGCUCAUUCUCCGGUGCGAUGUGCCCGGUUGCGACUGGAUCGGUAGCGGGCAGGCGGCUGGGCAGCAGCAUGCACAGAAGACGGGGCAUAUCGAGUUAAGCGAAGUGACAGAUACGGUCGAGGACAACACACUCCGACAAUGUGAUGCGCCAGGCUGCACGUUUAUGGGACAAGGAGACAAGGCUCGAUCGCAGCACACAGCUGAUACAGGACACAAGUCUUAUUCAGUGAUUCCAGACUUUUGAGGGUUAGAAUUUACGAGCCCAGGAAUAAAUGAUAUGCCUUAUAGUACAAAACAAACCCAAACAAGAUCGUCUAUCCGCCCCCGUGGAAGCCUCCGCAACACGUCGUGAUAAGCCGAAGCCCGGUCGUUUUAAGCCCAUUAUUCGCUUGCCGUCUUC